Columba livia (rock pigeon) is the source of this 4963-nucleotide messenger RNA. RefSeq names its product transcription factor B2, mitochondrial (gene TFB2M). The transcript is spliced from 8 exons. The record is from RefSeq and is a predicted model, not a curated record. Gene Ontology annotation, biological process: transcription initiation at mitochondrial promoter; rRNA methylation. Gene Ontology annotation, cellular component: mitochondrial matrix. Gene Ontology annotation, molecular function: mitochondrial transcription factor activity; rRNA (adenine-N6,N6-)-dimethyltransferase activity. The coding region runs from base 1 to 1209 and encodes 402 amino acids. Lineage: Eukaryota; Metazoa; Chordata; Aves; Columbiformes; Columbidae.
AUGCUGGCCGGCCGGGCGCCGCCGGGCGCUGCGGACUGCUGCCGCCGCCUCCUGGCGACGACUCUGGCGGCGGGGCUGCGGCCGCUCCUGUGCGGGCUGCCGCUUUGCUGGGCGACAGCGAGGCGGGCGGCGGGGCAGUGGCCGAGCCCGGGCCUGCGGCUGCCGGAGGUGGCGGAGGCGGAGCGGCUGGUGCAGCAGGCGCAGCGCAGCCGUGCGUCGCUCCGCCGCUUCAUCGCCUGCCCGCAGCUGGCGCGCACCGUGCAGCGCUGCCUGCAGAGCGGAACCGGCCCCGGCCCCCAGCCCGUCCUGCUCGAGUUCGCGCCCGGUCCUGGAGUCUUGACCCGAACUCUGCUCAAUGCAGGUGUUAAAGUGGUAGCUCUAGAAAGUAACUCAGCUUUUCUUCCAAACUUACAGUCCCUAGAGAAUAGCCUGGAUGGACAAUUAAAGGUAAUUUAUGGUGACUUCUUCAGACUGGAUCCUUUGGUACCUGGAACUCUGAAACCACCUGCUAUGUGUUCUAACAAACUUUUUGAAACCAUUGGUGUAGCAGCAGUUCCUUGGAUGGCAGAUGUACCUGUGAAAGUUUUUGGAAUCUUACCACAAAAAAAGGAAAGGAACAUGCUUUGGAGGCUUCUUUUUGCCCUGUAUGAAUGCAAUUCCAUAUACAAAUACGGAAGAGUAGAACUCAACCUCUUUAUAAGUGAAAAAGAGUACAAGGUAUUAACAGCAAAGCCUGGGGAUCCGAGGGCUUACCAAGCACUCACUGUACUUUGGCAACUAGGAUGUGAAAUUCAGCUACUGCAUAUGGAACCUUGGUCAUCAUUUGUAACUAAUUUGAAAAAUGGGGGAUUGUGGAUACCAAAAAGUGUGUUUCUGCCAAAUGACCAUUUAUGUUUGGUACGACUGACUCCUCAGCAAAAUCUGUUUACAGGAGGCUUGAAGCCCACAAAUGCAACUACCUUUAUUUUCAUGGUGAAACAGUGUCUUGCUAAGCCUAAGUCUAGACUUACUGAUAGAUUACAAUCAUGGAGCUUGGAUGAUGCUGGGAAAUUACUGAGACAGCUAGAAAUUCCAAGGAAAGCUCAAGCACGUGACUUGUACCCAGAAGACUAUAAGCAUCUUUUUGAGGCUUUGCAAAACUCUAAUUUGUUUAUUGAAACCUGGUUCCACGAUGAAGCCUUGGAAAGUAUAAGGAACAUAAACUUAUAAAUCUAAAGCUGCUGUCUUUUGGAAGAUCACCUUUGCUUCUGGAAGAUUACUUUGAUAAGAAAUGAUUUAAGUACAAUCGGAGGUACUGUUAGCUAGAUGACUUCCUGUCCAAACAGGAAAAUAAUUUAGCAAGUAACAAGAGCCCUUCUACACAGAAUGAAAUUAACAGAUUCACAGUUGUUUGAUUACAAUCCUAUCUAGAAUGGACAAACUUUGUGAAUUUUCCAGGAGUGUAUUAGUGGCCUGCUGCUUUUGGAUGUGCCAGUUUAAAGGAACUUUUUGUUACACUGCUGUAUAUUUAAAACAUUUGAAAAAAAUACCAGACCAGAUAUCUUUACUUGUGUGGUUUGUAUUUUAGUGCUCAGUGACCUUAACGCCCUUUCACAGAUUCACAAAAUACAUAGGUCUUUCCAACAACUGAAUCUGUUAUAUUGUCUCCUGACAUAAAAACCUUGCAGUCUAGAGUCAAUAUAAUUUCAAUAAAUCAAUAGUAGUGGGUUAAUAGGUGACAAGGUAAUGACAGCACUAUAAAACACCAACUGAGAGUUGUUUGGUUUUUUUUUUCUUAAACAUGGUUAUAUGUCUGGGGAAAAAAGAUGUAACAAUUCUUUUUUUUGAAAACUUGAAAAGAGCAUUGGGUACCCUGUUCUAGUUCACAAUAUGCAAACACCUGUAUGUGUACAGGCUUUAUCUUAUUUUAGGUCUAAAAGCAAAAUCCUCAGAACAUUCAGUGCUGCAUAAACAGUUUCGGAAAAAAUCCCAAACAUCGUAUCUGCAACCUCUGUCAAUAUCUAUUUUUUUAAUGUGUAUUAUAUGUACAAAAUAACUUACUUCAAAGCCAUAUGCUAGUAAAAUUCUCUUUUUAGACAUAGUACCCUGUAAUGCAACCUGUUCCUAGUUUCUCUUUGUGUCUUACCAUGUAACUGUUCUGUUGUUGUCCGACAGUGCUGGCAGGCUAUACUAGUUCUGUGUUGUAUACUGUUUCCUCUGGGAAGACCUGUGGCCAAAAAUAAGCUUUUUUUUUUUUUUUCUUUUAGCAGAGCUAAAGUAAAGGCUGAGCUGUUUUUAGGUUUUGAAAGACAGCAGUGACUGAAACAAUGCAAACACAGAAUUUUAUUUCUUAAACGUAGUGUGAGGUAUAGAUGUGACAAGUGUUCAUCUCUGUCUUCCUCCAGCAGUUCCUGCUGCAGAAGAAAAAUUGACUUCAGGCAGCCCAAGUUCACUCUGCUCACUUGGCUGCAGAUUUUGCUUAAGCUGACAAUAAGCCUUGGUAAUGUGGUGAAACUGCUGGAAAGACUGAGGUUUGAUUUGCAGUCUGUCUCAGAGCGUUAUUGGUGUUCUGGUGUAGGUCAUGAAGAUUUGAGGCUUUCUUUCUGUUUAUAUCUCUUACUGUUUCAGAUAACUGGCAUUUUAAAUUGACUGUGAGUGGCAAACUUGCAUUAACAGAGGCAAAAUCCACCUAUUUUCAAUCUCGGUAGAUGGCAACUGUCUUAUCUACUGGUUUAUAAGAAGGCACCCACCGCAUUGAAUCCAGUACCUUGCUUUUGUUGCAGCAAGAUGUCAGCAUACCAGGAGAAAUAUUCAAUGCAUAAAAUAUAAGACUAACACUGUCUAGACAAAGUUCUUUGUGUUGAUGAUAACAUUUCAAACAUGAACUGAAAAAAAACAGCAAUUACUGAGCCAGUGCAGAAACUCCCAAGAUAACAUCAGGAGUCUGUAAGUGAAAGAAAUAUUGUGUAACUGGGGACCUGAAAUGAGGAGAUUUAGUGCUAAUCAAAGCUCUGCCAUUAAGUGUAGGCAAUAUGUUCAGCCCUGAUCAAAAACAUGAAAUGAAGAAAACAGUGUCUGUCACUAUAAAAGUGGUUUUGGUAUUGAUGGUAAGAUGGAAAAAAGUGAAAAUUACUGGUGUACGUGAAUGAAUACAGGGGAGUGAAAUUGCAGUAGGUCCAUGGGUUCCUUGAUGCUUUCCACUCAGUACUUCCUACUGGUGCAGUUUUAUAGCUUCUGUAGGAUAACACUGAAUGCAAACUUUCACUUAAAUUUCAAAUUGUAUAUAAAGACUUCUUAUGCACUUUUGUUAUGAUUUUUUAACCAAUCCUGUACUUCUUGUGUUCCUUUCCUUUGCAUAUCUGCCUUUGCCAUAUUCUUUGACAUGUUGAUGGAAAAUUGACCCAACAACUUUUCAGUUAUUUUUGAUUCAUGUAAAUGCAAAGACAGAACUUGUAACUAGGAAAACAGUAUAUAAAUUUAGGUUAAUGUUUAUAUUUUAAUAACCCCCCAAAAUACUAUUCCAAGGGAAAACAAAACUGCAAAUUCCCUCGAAGUUUAAGAUGUUAGACUUGUUCAGAAGAGAAGAUCUUCAUGCUAACUUUGAGACCAAAAGGUUCACAGGAACUAUCUUUCUGUCAUGGUGGGACAGCAGUUUCCUGUUUCUGAAAGUGCAUUAACUUGCAAGUUACUGUACCAGAUACAGUAAAUAAUAAAAAUUUUGAAAUUAGCUAGCACCAACAUUUGAAAACAUUGUCCAAUUCAGUUUUUUUUUACAUAGUUUUGUGUUACGACACUUUUUAAAUGCAAGAUAUAAAGUAAUAGAAUUUUUAAAUUGCAUUAAUUAGCUGUAAUCUUUUGGGCACUUUUUUUUUUUCUCCUAUGUUUUCCUUUCUUUUAAUUUGUCAUCUUGGAUGACACGAAAGUGACAAAAUACAUACAUUAUACUUAACAGAAGGUCCAUAGUAUAGCAUAUUCUUAGAAAUUCAUAGAAAAUUACAUGACUGUGAUGGCAAUUGUCUAAAUUUUUACUGCUUACCUACAUUAAAUUCAUAGCAAAUAAAAACAGAAAGAUACUUGGUCAUUAUGAUGCCCAUUUAAUGAGAAAUUUUGCCACUUGGAAUUAGAUCAGUCGAAUUGGAUUCUACAGUUCAUAGUUGUCUUUGGAUGCAGAAGAAGGAUUCGUGACCUUGUAGUAAUCAUUAAUAACAUGGUAGAUGAUGUGAUAAGGGGUUGUUAAGAUGGAAUGUGUACAUACUGGUUACUAGGCUUGUCAAGCAUUGCACAUUUUAAUAAUUACAGCUUAGCCUUCCAGGUAAUAAUGAUAAUGUUGAUAGAAAUAUCAACAUAAAAUUCAAUAAACAGGUUGUUGUGGUGUAGUUUAAAAUGUGUAAGUGUGACAGAAAGAACCUGAUGCUUCCUGAGAAACAUGUUGAAUUAAUUGCUGUGGCAGGCGAAACGCAGUCAACAAGGCUGGAGAUUGAAAACUUCAGUCUAAACUUUGCAAGCCUUUAAUUAGCAAAGCAGUAGCUUUCUUUUAUAAACGUUUUAAAAACGGAGGUAACAAAUAGCUUUUCCAGAAAGGACAAGAAGUCAAUGCGAGAUGUUUAUUCACUCACGUUUUGCCCUUGCUCAACAGCUAUUGCGUCUUUCCUCGUGUGUGCUGUGUAAUGUGUCACUGCUAAAAAUAGGCACCCCGGCUGUCCCCAGCUGAUAGAACGCACCACGCAGCAAGCACACCGAGCCCAAGGGAAACCAGGGGUAGUGAACAUACACCAAAUGUGACACUGAGUUACUCAUAAUGUAAGCAAGACUUUGACACUUGAUGUAGUUGUUCCUAUUGAUAAGACACCAAGCAAACAGUUGAGAAAUUGUGCUGGCAAACUUCAAAACCUUGUAAAGGAAAUUCAUGUGUUUGAGGCAGGGAAGACUCAAAAGUAAAAGUUUUUGUAAAGUUCAUAAUAAUAAAAAUCAAUAGGCAAAAUUA